AUGCCCCUCGAGCAAGCGCAGAAGUCUCCGGUCCGGUCCUCUCCCCUCGAGCCCCCAUACCCAUGGGCCGACGAGCUGGUGGAGAGGCCGGACCAGAACUCGGAAGAUAAUGUCACCGCACAACCCACCGGGGGCAAUAACCACCAGGAUGGGGGUGUACUCGGUGAUCGAGGAAAGGACCGUGUCCCUUCCAUCCUCGUCGCCAGUACGCAGAGGCGGAUGGCCGCCCCCGAAUGGCAAGCCGCCAAUCAAGACGCCAGCGAUACUGCCGACUGGGAACAUGUCGGCCAGUCGUCCUCUCUUCCGCUCCGGUCGAAUAACCCGUUUCUAAAGCCACGAUCGGCUCAGCCGAACCCGUGGGAAGAUCAAGUCUCUCGGCCCCAGUCCGAUGCUUCAUCAUUCUCUCAGGGUGGUGCCAGUAGUCGAUUAGGACAAGACGAGGGAUACAUUCCGAUGACUGCUCGCCUGUCACUCUUUGAUACCCCGGAAAUGGAGUCCCCCUGGGCGGAUAUUCCCGGCCAAUACGAGCAUCCGUAUACUCCGAACGUGCCUUACGUCUCAGAGCAGGCUUACUCGCAUAGCAAUCCAUCUGUUGUGCCACCGGAGCCGUCUCAUUUGCAGCCCGACCAAGACCCUGGGAGGUUGGCUCCAGGACAGGGCACAAGCACCCCCGCAACUGUUUCGACUGCUACCAGCGGAUCCCAUGUCCUUAUUGAACUAGACGAGUCUUCCCAACCACAAACGACCAUGGAGACUAGUCGAUCUGCUUCCUCUGUUUAUGAUGCGCCCACCAGUGAGAGAGAACAGCCACAAGAACCACUACCGAGUGGCCAACAAACAGCUGCACCGCCGCUACCAGAUCGUUCAGCUGGCACCACUGCUCAUGAUGGUGUCGCUCAACCCGCGCCCACUGUUGCUAUCUCCGAAGCUGAGGCGGAGCAACAAAGGGAGAAAAGGGCUGAGACGUACUCCAUCAGAAAAGUCAAUUGGAUGGACUCUGCUGGGAUUCUGCGUGAGAGCCCUAUUCUGGUGCAGAACCAAAACGGGCCGUGUCCCUUAUUGGCCUUAGUCAACGCACUCGUGCUUGGUGCCAGCCAGGACGCUCAGCCGCCUAUCCUUAGAGCGCUACAGACGAGGGAGCAGAUAUCCCUAGGGCUUUUGAUCGAAGCCUUGUUUGAUGAACUGAUAACACGUCUGGGCCCAGAUGACCAGUUUCCAGAUAUCGAAGCACUUAGCCUCUUUUUAACGAUGUUACAUACUGGCAUGAACGUCAAUCCCAGACUCACUUUGGUACGUUCAACGAAUACGCUGCAAUUCCCUGGUUCUAAUGGUGAACAGGAGUCUGAGGAUGCCGUUGGGUCGUUCCUCGAGACUAGCGAUAUACGAUUUUAUGGAACCUUCGGCGUGCAGCUGGUGCAUGGGUGGGUUGCCACGCCUUCGUCAGAAGUCGAUGCAGCAAUGAAACGAUGUGCACAGUACCAUGAAGAUAUCCAGCUUUUGCCGUUCCGCAAACAAGAACUCGAAGACCGUGUCUUCCGUGGUGGAUCGCUUAGCCCGGAAGAAGAAACGAUGAUGAAAGAUAUUCAAACAAUCCAACAGUUUAUCGAGAUAGAUAACGCAACCCAAUUGAGUACAUUCGGACUCAAUCACCUGGCAGAGAAGUUGCCUGCAGGAACAUUCUCUAUUCUCUUCCGCAACGAUCACUUCUCGACGCUCUACAAACAUCCACAGACCCAUCAGCUAUUUACCCUUGUCACCGAUGCCGGAUAUUCUCAUCACGCGGAGGUCGUGUGGGAGAGUCUUGUGGAUGUCAACGGGGCCAACUCUGGAUUUUUCUCUGGCGAUUUCCGCCCCGUGGGCAAUGUUUCGUCGGAGACAUCCGAUCCGUCAGGUCCACGGACAUCCAGCAACACAGGACACUUAUCAUCGGGUACGAGUGAGCCGCGGCGCUUAUCUGCCCAGGAACAAGCGGAUGCCGACUAUGCGUAUGCCCUGUCCCUCCAAUACCAGGAGGAAGAACAGCGGACUCGUAACGGAGGACGUCGAGACUCUGCUCCGACCCAAGGGGCCGGAGUCCGCGCCUCAGAUCCAACGCCUCGGGUCUCACGCCACAGCCAGCCAUCUGGGCGCCGUAGCCGUUUGGCAGGGGAUGAUGACGUCCCGCCCCCUACCUAUGAACAAGCGGCCAAUUCGCCCGCUUAUCACGGACCCGAGAGAAGAACGCCGCAAGUGCCCCAUGCGAACUACACUUCUCCGUACCAGAGGGCACCGUAUGGGCGUCGCUCACAGGGAGCGCCCAUCUCUACCGGCCCGUCUGAACGCAUGAAAGAUCGGAAUAAGGACUGUAUUGUGAUGUGA
Messenger RNA from Aspergillus terreus NIH2624, 2358 nucleotides. Its product is annotated as MINDY family deubiquitinase. Gene Ontology annotation, cellular component: cytosol; cell periphery. Lineage: Eukaryota; Fungi; Ascomycota; Eurotiomycetes; Eurotiales; Aspergillaceae. The coding region runs from base 1 to 2358 and encodes 785 amino acids. The record is from RefSeq and is a predicted model, not a curated record. Gene Ontology annotation, biological process: protein K48-linked deubiquitination. The transcript is spliced from 3 exons. Gene Ontology annotation, molecular function: K48-linked deubiquitinase activity; cysteine-type deubiquitinase activity; cysteine-type carboxypeptidase activity.